AGAAAGAUGAACAACGUUUUUGUUCCUUGUCGUAGGAAAUUAGAGGGCAUUUCAUGCAUUCACAAACUCCCUUGCAUCCGCCAAUCUUCUUGUAAAGGUCUAAUUCGUUCACUGUUUCACUUCCUACUCUUCCUUUUAAAUCCUUUCAUUAUCGAACUUAUUUACGUUUUAAUGGUCUCUGUCCUGGGUUAUUUGGCUUUGAGGGUCACAAAACCAAGAACUAGAACUUCCUUUAGGCCCAAGGAUUUUGAUUUGUUCUUCACAUCUGUGUCUUCCACAACAGUAGCAAGCAUGUCAACUGUAGAAAUGGAGGUCUUUUCAAACACCCAACUCAUCAUUAUGACCAUUUUGAUGCUAGCGGGUGGAGAGGUUUUCACUUCCUUGCUUGGACUUCAAAUUGCAAGGUCCAAGAUUGCCAAAUUUCAUGAUAACAAAGUUGAUGUAGAACUCAGCUCUUCUAAUAAGGCCUCCUUCGAUCGAAUAGAAUUUCAUGAUAACAAAGUUGAUGUAGAACUCAACUCUUCUAAUAAGGCCUCCUUCGAUCGAAUAGAGUUAGGUUUGGUUACCCUUUCACAGUUAGAGAGUCAGCAGAAACCUAACAUUCAAAAUGGUUUAAAAACCUUUGACAAGGAUAUCAAGUACAAGUCUAUUAGGUGUCUGGCCUAUGUGGUUUUAGGUUAUCUUUUAGUGGUUCAUAUAGGUGGUUCCAGUUUAGUUUCAUUGUACAUUAUCCUUGUUCCAAGUGCAAGACAAGUACUCAAAAACAAAGGCAUUGAAAUCCAAACCUUUGCUGUUUUCACCACGGUUUCCACCUUUGCAAACUGUGGUUUUGUCCCCACAAACGAGAAUAUGAUCAUUUUCAAGAACAAUUCUGGGCUUUUACUUCUUCUAAUUCCCCAAAUCCUUGUUGGAAACACCAUAUAUCCCGUGAUCCUUCGAUUUGUGAUUUGGGGUUUGGAGAAAAUCACAAGGAGGGUGGAGUUCAGUUACAUAUUGAAGAAUCAUAAUGAAUUGGGUUACAGUCAUAUGCUAUCUGGUCUUCAUUCUCUUCUUCUACUUGCCACUGUCUUGGGGUUCAUAGCAGUUCAGCUGAUACUAUUUUGUGCCAUGGAGUGGAAAUCUGAAGCCAUGGAUGGUCUGAGUGGCUAUCAGAAAUUUGUGGCGUCAUUGUUUCAAACGGUGAAUUCCAGGCAUGCUGGUGAAUCGGUUGUUGAUCUCUCCAUCAUCUCUCCUGCAAUCUUGGUGCUAUUUGUCUUGAUGAUGUAUCUUCCACCGUAUACUACAUUUGAUCCAGCAAUUGGUGGUUGUCAAGAAGGUGAUGCUUCCGGAAAAGAAGAAAUUCGAAAUCCGAGAAAGACUUUGCUGGAGUCUCUAAUAUUCUCACAGCUGACUUAUUUAACCAUCUUUGUCAUACUCGUUUGCAUCACAGAGAGACAAAAGAUGAUGGAAGACCCCCUCAACUUCAAUGUGUUGAAUGUUGUCGUAGAAGUAAUAAGUGCAUAUGGAAAUGUUGGGUUUACAACUGGCUACAGUUGUAAACGUCGACUGAAGGCGGACGGUGAUUGUAUAGACAAAUGGUACGGUUUGGUUGGAAGAUUUAGUACUGAAGGAAAGUUCAUCCUCAUUCUUGUCAUGUUCUUUGGAAGGCUGAAAAAAUUCAGUAUGAAGCAGGGUAAAGCAUGGAAGCUAUCUUAGCAUUCAAGGUAUCUCUUAUCUGUAACUCGCUCUGUUAGUUGUAUGUAAUGUACAAGUGCUUCAGUCACCUGUCACUAGCACUAUCGAUUUUCAAAGUCAAUGCAUGCGUGUAAGAUCUAAAC
Molecule: messenger RNA, 1817 nt
Organism: Rosa chinensis
Lineage: Eukaryota; Viridiplantae; Streptophyta; Magnoliopsida; Rosales; Rosaceae
Product: sodium transporter HKT1
Exons: 3
Coding region: 7-1695 (562 amino acids)
Biological process (GO): monoatomic cation transport; transmembrane transport
Cellular component (GO): plasma membrane
Molecular function (GO): sodium ion transmembrane transporter activity
Source: RefSeq, a predicted model, not a curated record